AUGCGACUCCCAUUCCCAUUUCUGUUGCCCAUCGUGUUGCUGGCACAAGUGACCGCUGCUCAAAAUGCUGGGCUCAACAAUCUACCCGCUAUCUGCGCUGGUGUCAAAGAAGUCUCAACAUGCAAGAUCAAGGUCACCGUACCAAGUGGCGUCAGAGUCAACAUGCGGACAGUCAAGGUCCCCACGUGGAACAAGUGCAAAAGCCGCGUAUCGGCGACACGGAGCUGCCCAACCGUUAAAAAACCCCUCAGGCGUUGUAAAGUAUGGACUUGCGUCCCCGGCUGGGAGAAGAAAUCGAAACAAAUUCCUUCUAGUUUAACCAUUCUUACCAGGGAGAUCGAUCUCUGCGAAGAUAUUCGUAGGGCGCUCGGCAAGACUCUGGGAGACAAGUUCAUCAAGUCAUCAGAGGCCAUCUGCGGUUGCUUCACUCGCUUGCAAACCUUUGCGACGACGGGUUCCUUCACGGCCAUGUCUAUUCGGGGCGAGAUAAGCACAGCUACCACGAAGGUCGCAGACGACACCCUCAGUAUCGAAAAGGUUCUUUUUCCCUCUUUGUCGUUUGAUUUCUCGUCUAAUGGGUCCCAGUGUUUUGGAAAGGUUAGUCUACCAAUUCUCAACAACAAAGUUGAUAUUGCGAAUGUUCUCAAGUCGAUCGCUCCUUGGGUCAUCGCCCAAGCCAAGGAUAUCGACCUUUCAGUAUUCCAGUCUCUCGCUCGUGUAGUCGCCGCCUGUCAAGCCGGUAACUGCAACGCAAAUUCCAUCAGCGCCGCUGUCAACGCUUAUCUUGCCGCCUCAUUCCAAUCAAUGGAGCCCCCAAUCAAGUCGGUACUUGUUCAAUGGGAUGGCGCCCUUACUCGUAUCGAAGAGAGAGUCAAGGAUAUUAACGAAGCUGCUGACUCUUUGGCAAACAACUACGAUACCAUGCGUGCGGAAUUUGAUUCAAGCAAGCAAAAGAUUUGCGAGGAGCUGCAGCGCUGUGAUGGACAGGGAGUCCCAAAGUUCCUCGACCGGGUCGAUGAGGUUAUCGAAGCUGCCAAUAGACUCUGGACAGUCCGAGGUCCCCUUGACGUUCCAUCUAGCCGACUCAGCAAUAGGCUGGCUGACACUAUUCAGCUCAGAAAGGACAUCAAAAAGUAUCCAGAGGCGACAAGUCUAUUGUCCACGAUCAAGCAGGGCAAGUUCAAAAAGAUGAGCGACAUCUUCCUAUUCAUUCCCAUCGUUCAACGCCUACCAGAGCUAGCCAAACAGAUCAAGACUGAUCUCUCACCACUCCAAAGUGUCAUCAAAGAAUACAAGCAGUUAUCCGGAGAAACUCACGAUAACGUAUGGUCCCUCAGCUGGUCCAACGUUAUCUGGCCUGAUACAGAACUCACAUCCGACUCACCCGAGUCAGAUGCUGCAUUGAUCGCCGAACUAGACGCAGUAGAUACACUCGUCAGAGAUUACCUUUCGAGCCCUCUCCGUGUAUACAGCGACGGCAUGUUCAUAAUGGACGCUGAGCUCAGGGGCUUCUCGGUGGUCAACGGGUCGUUUGCCAUGGAGACCAAGGUGGCGACGUAUAACCGCUGGACGACUAUCUCUAUGGACAUGCCAUGCUCCAAAAAGGAGACAAAGGUGUACAAGAAGAGCGGGCUUCAAAAGUCCUUUUCAUGGAGGACGUACUUCAAGUGCAAAGUGGCUCCUGUGACGGCGUAUUUUCCCAAGACUCAUGUGCCUUAUGUUAGGAUUCGGGGUGGAGCAGGAAUAGAUCCCAACGAGCUAUAG
Fusarium tjaetaba is the source of this 1764-nucleotide messenger RNA. RefSeq lists its product as uncharacterized. Lineage: Eukaryota; Fungi; Ascomycota; Sordariomycetes; Hypocreales; Nectriaceae. The coding region runs from base 1 to 1764 and encodes 587 amino acids. The transcript has 5 exons. The record is from RefSeq and is a predicted model, not a curated record.